GUCAGUCGGUGUCGGACGCUCGCGACGGGAGGUCAGUCAGUGCGGGGACGCCGGGCGGCCCGCUGCUGCGACGCGACACGCGCGGAGAAGGUGCUCUCAGUUUACCGACAACCGCGCGGUGGUGGUUGAGCGUGAAAGACGGAGCGAGAGAGAGUUUAUUGUUGUUUUUGUGUGGUGCUAGUCACCGUCUUGCGUGGCGAGAAACAACCGAGGUGGAUUGUUUUCUGCUUCGCUGGAAGAAACUGCUGCACUUCCAGUUGUGAAGGCGUGAGAAGAUCGGUGAAUUGUGUGAGAAGUGUUACAGCAUCGGAGCCAUGGAUAUUCUAACCGGCUCAAAUCAAGUCAUCAAUCCGGAAUAUGUUUCCCCACUGGAAACUAAGGAAUCACCGCUGAGUCUGCUGGCCAAGACGUGCUCCAACAUCGGCAUGGAUCAGCCGUCGCGGCUGACACCCGCCUCCAAACCGGCCAAGGAGGACUCCGCCGCCAAGUCGUCAUCCCCUCCGGCCUCCUCUCCCUCCUCCUCCACCUCGAGGACAUCAGAGUCGAGGAACCACUCCCGGAGGAGUCCUCCGACCUCCUCUCAGGGGCCGACCUCCCAGACCUCCUCCCAAGCGGGGAGCCGCUCCAAAGUCAGCUUCAAGCCGUAUGAGUCUGUGACCAGUCCGUCAGCCGCCGAGCGGGGCAAGUCGCGCUCGCCGGCCGCGAAGGCCACCUCCCCUCGGCCGGCGGCGGCCGCCGUGGUGACGUCAUCGCCAGCCACGUCACCUUCGGAGAAGGAGUCGCCCAAGCCGGCCACGUCGUACCUCUCUCCGUACGGGCUGGGGUCACCUCUGGACGCGCUCUAUCUCCGCUCCGGACUGCCGCCGUCCGCGUGCAGGGACCCGCUCUGUAAGGGCUGUCUACCGGGGCUGUGCCCGACUGGAUGUCUCCACUGUAAGACCCUCUCGGCGCUGCCUGGUACGCCUUCGCCGCUGGGUCUGGGUCUGUACCCGCCGCCGGGUCUAGUGGGGGGUCUCCAGCCCUACUGCUGCAACUGGUCCGAGGCCGGCACCUACUGCGGCAAGCGCUUCAACAGUAGCGACGAGCUGAUGCAGCAUCUGCGCGGACACACGGCCGCCGACGCGACGGUGCUGCCCUCUCCGCUCGGUUUGAUGCUCCCGCGCGCCCCCUACAGUGCGGCCAGCGCACUAUCGCCGCUGGCGUCGCUGGCAGCGGGGAGAUACCAUCCGUACGCCAAGCCGGGCCUGACGCCGAGCCUGGCUCCCAGCCUGCCCCCCAGCCUCGCGCCGAGCCUCGCCACGCCCUCGUCACUGGCGCUGUACCCGUACCUGGCCAACCCGUACCUGUACGCCGGCCUGAGGAGGUAGAAGUACGAGGGUACCGAAAACUGGACUCUAGUACUGCGGUACUCGUACUACCACCACGAGGUGUUAAGUACAUCCGGGCGUGUAGAAAUACUACGCUAGUAUACGCACAAUGGUACAGAGCGCUGGCUAUCAUUGCGCCGUGGUACUAACCUCGUGAAAGAACUCUGACCCUGGUGCUACGCUAGUGCUACGCUCGUACACGUACGAAGAUGCUGGUACUGGACGCUAGUGCGAGGAUCUGGCUGUGCGCUGUGACGAAGUUGGAAUGGGUGGAAUGGUUGCAAUGGAUGGAAUGGUUGGGAAGACGGGUGGAGAAGCUGAUCUGUUGGCAAUAACCGAGCUUACGAGAUGUGUGGAGAGCUGCCUCGACGACUUUCCACAGGGAGGUGUCGAUGCGAUGUGGCGCACGUGCUUGCCAUCCAAAUGAGAAUGUUUUGUUAGUGUUCGACAAGGCCCUAAAAUUUAGCCGGGACGCUGCGUUUGUCAUCUUGGAUUUGCUGUUCGAAAGAAGUGCGUAUUUAUACAUUACGCAAUACGCAUGUUUUGUGAAAACAAUGUGCUGGGAAUAGUUAAAAAGCUGUGAAAGUUGUUAACAAUCAUUUUUUUCAGUUGCUUUCAACGCCAAUGUCUUAUGGUGACACGAGUCUUACAAAAAUUCGAAUGAGCGGGUUGCCAAACUGUUAUAAAUAUGCCAACUGUCCGGAUGCGAUCAUUGUUCGUAAAUCGAUAUUCGCCGCUCGUGGAACUGCCAUAUCGCGAAGAAAACUUAACAAAGAACGGAGAGGCAUAAUUUGGGUGUGAGCUCCAUGUGUCAUUCGAACUUGUAUUAUCGCGUAUUAUAUUAUGCGUUAGCAAUGCGAUCGUGUUUUGUUGAGGCUGACAUAUCAUUAUGCACUGGUUGAUGUGCAUAUAAUCUAGCAAAUACAUACGCUACUGAAAGUAA
Messenger RNA from Amphibalanus amphitrite, 2310 nucleotides. RefSeq names its product putative protein TPRXL. The transcript has 2 exons. Gene Ontology annotation, biological process: negative regulation of DNA-templated transcription. Lineage: Eukaryota; Metazoa; Arthropoda; Thecostraca; Balanomorpha; Balanidae. The record is from RefSeq and is a predicted model, not a curated record. Gene Ontology annotation, cellular component: nucleus. The coding region runs from base 315 to 1367 and encodes 350 amino acids.